CAUAAAAUACUGGAUGUUAACAAGUCACAAAACGAAUUUCAAUUGAAAGAUAUUGAUGAGGCAUCCUGCGCGCCAGAGCAAUCUUCCCACACGGCAUUCAAUGGUACACGUAUUCAUGAAUCUGAAGCUGCGAUCCCUUCAGAAGCUGUCAAUGGUGCAAACUUUGAUCAUAUUUCCUGCCCGUAUCUGUCAGAAGAAGGUCUCGACAACUUUUCUGUAAAUGCAGCAACAAACGAUGAAGAUCCUGGUGACGACGAUCUCGAAGAAAGUGAUGGUACUGCCAGUACCGUGGUUGAAGUCCUCCAAUGUACCAGACAGGAAGACACUUUGAGCGACGAUGAUGAGGAUGAUAGCCAAGGAAACAGAUCUGAUCGAGGGAAUGACCUGAACAACUACGCUGAAAUUGGUGCUGUAUCGAGCACUGCAUCUUUCACCAAAGACUUGUUGAAGGAAAUAGCCGUUGGUGGUUCGGCCGACGUGUUUGGUUUCUCCUCUGAUAUCGGUUUGGUCGUCGAUGUAGAAAGCAAUCAUUCGGCAGAAUCUACUGUUUCUGUUUAUCCAGACGGUAUCGAUACCAAAAUGGGUCAUGUUCGUGAGGUAGCUAAGCAAAAUUCUUCAGACUCUGAAAGCGUCAGUACUUUAGAUUCUGAAGACAAGACUGCAUUGAGCGGCGAAACUUUAAGCUUGAAACUUCGUGAAUCUGCAAACAAGGACUCGCUUAUUGCCAAGUUGAGUGUACCUUAUAUACAAUCGGAUCAAAAUUCUGCUCAGAAGUGUGCUGUUCUGGAUGUGAAAAACGAUUAUUCUGUAACUAAUAUAAUCACCAAUGAAAUACAAAAGCCUUUGCCAUUAACUUCGAAUUUUCCGUUAUGUACAUCGUCUAGUGGAUCAAGCUCGAAGCCAAUUAGUGUCUUGACAAAUUCCCGACCUCUCGUCACAGAUGCUAGAAGAUAUUACCCUAAUUCUUACGGGAAAAUUCAUACAAGUACAUUAUCAUCCCAUUUAAAUCAGUCCAUUGAGGUCAAACGAGACUUUAGUAUUCCUGUUGCUGGUAAAAUCUCCACUGAUGUCCCGCUAUUAGGUGCGUGCAUCCCUGAAAGUCGAGUAGAGACAACCAGCAACAACGAUGCUGAGGCAUCAGUCAUCGAGAGACCGUUGGACAGAAAGCCGUCGAACUUAGAGAACAGAAAAGUUCCUGUCGUGAUUAACGAUGAACAUUUGGCAACUGUUCAAGAUUCUUCUCUACGUUCUGUGGAAAUAAAGAGACCCAUGAGCUUCAUGAGUGAGUGUUUCGGUCCAAAAAUCGCUAGCAGCCAGCGAGGUGUAAACAUUCGAAAAUCCGUGCCGGAUUGCUCGUCCGCGUACUUACAGUCGAUUAGUUAUCUUACUGGAAAUCAGAAAACUAUAAUUGGUGAUGAGGAACGAAGUUCUGGUGAUGGUGCCACACAAAAGGACGAACUAAGCACGACAAAAUGCAAUGACGUCGAAUUUUCCGAUUCGAUGGUGGAUGAUGAUGGCUGUGGUCAUAAAUUUAAUAAUGGACACACUGAUGACGACCGCGGCGAUGUUUUACACCCAACAAGUCCACCUGGCGUUGCAAAAUUUAUUCAUCGAGACGAAAAAGCUUCCUCAGGAACUAAUUGUAGUGAAGAAAACUCGAAUUCAUCCGUUAACGGAGUCGCCUUGACGGAUGAACAUGUUCCCCUACGUUUGAAAACUAGUGAUUCUUCUGCCAACAAUUUUCGUUUUUGGACGACUCUUUCCGCGCAUGCAGCACAGUCUUGGAAACGGAAAAGCGUUACCGAAAGUUCUCCUGUUGAAAGCGGAGCAUUGGAUGAAAAAAUCUGUGUACCACACAUGGUUCCAUCAUUAGCUGGCGUAUCACGUGAAAAUUAUCGGUCGAAACGGUCUUCGGAGGAGAAAAUACAACCUGUUGAAAAUAUUGAUAAAAAAUUUUGUUACGUUUCUAGAGAGCUUGACAAAGACUUCAAAUCAAAAAAUAAGAGUUUGCCUCGUAGCAUUUUAGGUUUCCCGAAAAAGUCUUCAACGAAGUCGAAAUUUAGUUGGUCCUCGUUCAAAAACCCUCUAAAGAUGAAAGUUGGUAGCAAUCUUACGCAAACUGGUUCUGUUGAAUCUAACGUGGCAUCUGAUACUCCUACUUCUUUCGAAUCAGUUUUUUUCGACGAUACUUCAUCCAACGAAGCCUCCUCAGAUUCUGAUUUUAAAGCAUCACGAGGUUUCGCUGAACUGAACGUUGACAGCCUGCGUUCGAAAGUAAAGACGGGAGUGACAGCCACCAUCCGUUCUCUCUCUCGCGAGUCUCCUGAUAUGAAGCCAUCAGCGCAGGCCAAGUCUUACAUCAGACAUCGACCAAUUUCUUCUGGUUUUCCGAACCCUGCCGAUGAUUCAGAUUCGAGCGCUCAUUACCGCAAUUCGGUCGUUCUCAAUGUAUCUAAUUACGGACCAUUUUCUGCUUCACUUGUGAAUGUUCCGAAAAAUUAUUGCGCAAUCGAAAACUAUGACUCAUGUCAUGCGAACUCCGAAACGAGAAAUAGCCAUAUAUCUUUGCCUGUUAAUCGAAUAUCUUCCGAAAUAGAAAGAGGCGUUCAAUCUACGGUCACGACAUCCGGCGAAGGUCUCUUAACUUCUGAACUGACGAGCAAUGCUAAGAAUUACAACACUGCAGGUAACUAUGUUAAUGUAUCUUCAACUAAAUGUUCGUCUUCUUCGCUGUCGGAAGAACCAACUCUUCAAGAACCUUCGUUGGCCGAGGGUAUAGAGUCCUUCAUGGACUCCGUCUUCGGCUCGAAAAACUGGUCCUCCAAUUUCUCGCAGGAACAGCUAUCAGCUGUGUCUCAUUGUCAAAAUUUGAACAACACUACCUUGUGCGAGAGAAGAGAAACGUCCCAGAACUCGCCGGCAGAUAAUAACAAUAACGGGAAAUAUCUGCGAGCAAUACCUCCAGUUUCUGCCGGUUUCAUGGCGUCUGAUUCCUGGGCGAUUAAAAAUUAUUGUGGAAAAAGUAGCGACGUAGCGAAAAACAGAGUGCACUGUCGUACUACCACCACAAAUUCGGUGAAAACUGUCUCGUCGUGCGGGCAUGACUCUUGGAAUGGUGCAAGUUCAUCUGGAUCGAAUUUUCAUGGCAAUGGUUCCAAUUUGCCUUGUAAAUUGAAACAUCCAACCACACAUGUGGGAGAUGCCACUCACAUAAAUGGUAAUUCUAAAAAUAGCGAAACUGUUGCGGAAAACGUUUCACUGUUGAACGAUUCAUGUUCGUUUGAAAAUCCACGGACCAACGCUGCAAGUCUCCAUCCCUUUGAUAGUUUCAAUAACUCUCCGCCCCAUGACGGGACACACCAGAUUGCGCCAAGGACUUCUAUCCACGUUUACCACAAUUACGACGUUGAACGAUCUAGACGCCGGGACAUCGCGUGUCCAAGAUUCGAAGGAGCACUUCAGCCCCGCGUGAAGGAUAUCAAGUCUGAGCAGAGCGUCGCUCAGCAACCUCAGGCAAACUUGCAUCUUAUUGGGAAUGAACAUGCAGGAUCUCUUGUGCCACUGGAGGACGGUUCUCGUGCGAUGCCCCCGCUUCCGUCACUAUUUGAUAAACACUUCACUCGACUCGGCACGCCGCCCGACACACCACGCUCAGUUUUAGCACUUGGGUCGCGAGUGCCCACUUCUGCACACAAAGCGUCACCGUCGUCUGCAUGUUGUCUAAAGGAACGAUGUUCCGAUGCUGAUGAGUCCCGAAGACGAGCGUCGCUUGUUCACCGAAGAUGUCUCUCCGAUCACCCCAGACGAAAUUCUCAGCAUAGUCGCGAGUCUUCCGUUGAGAGAACAUCAUGUGCCCAAAGUUCCAGCGACGCAUGGGGUUCCCGAAGGAGAUACGACGAUAUUUCCGACGAUAUUUUAGUCGCCGGAGACUCGUGCUGCCGUCACUUUGCCACGAAAAGUUCGUCGCACGACCGACCUCAAGUUGGAGCGCUGAGGCACAGUUAUCACGAAGACCUUUCGACUCGAUCGCUUGAUCGCCGUCGGAGUGGCUUCAGGGAGAGCCUGUCGUGGGGUUGGACCAGAGACGUGCCAUGUUGUGGCUAUCAUCACGGACUCCUUCCUACUGAUAUAAAAGACAGCAACUAUCAUCUCCCAGUUAUUGGGGGUGACCAAGGGCGUUGCUCUGCAUCGCAGCAAGAUGAUUUGGAUGCAAGCGGGUGUUGUUAUGGGGACUCGAGGUUGCAGGUGGAGCGACUGUACGACCUGGAGGCGAACAAGAGCAGCCUGGAGCUGCAGGUGUCGGUGCUACAGGAGCAGGUGGAGGCGCAGGCUGAGAAGAUCUCUGAGCUCGAGGCGCUGCUACGAGACAAGAACAGACAGCUCCUGCUCACUGAGGAAAGGCUCCAGAAGGAAGUGAUGGCGGUGAGCGGGCUGGAGACUCAGCGUCUGCAGCUGUUGAGUGAGCUGAGCUGCCUGCAGCUCGAGCAAGCAGCGGCCGCUCAGGGGUCAUCUGCUCGGUCCCCUCUCAUACAGGAUAAUUUCGGUGUUGGCUUGGCCACGUCUACGCCUGUGCGCUCCUACACCGCCUCGCCCUCAUGCUCCUUGUCGCCCAGCCUGGCAGGCUUCGUCACGCCCUCGGCACUGAACGGACCGUCGUCCUCGCCAGCGCCCGGCAGACUCCAGGACUCGGUCCGCUCCUUCGGUCCUCCCAGGACGCCGCCACCUAACUUCGGUCGGGAGGCAGACGCGGGGGCGGCGGUGCUGCGUGUGGCGCGCUGUGGCAGCGCCUCUACUGCCUCCAAGCCCACCACCCUGCCUCACCUGCACGCCUCAGGUGCUGGUGGCAAGUACUCUGCCAUGACCGCUGGUGUGGCUGAAGCUACCACCCGCACCAGUAGGUUUGCAUCAGAGCGCACUAGUAGCGUGGACGGAGCAGGAGAUGACACUAGUGGCACUAGUCCUGGUACUUGCGACGCUAGUAAGCCUGGUGGUGUUGGUCUGGCCCCUUUUGGUGCCCCUGGCAAGCGCUGCGCGUCGGCGCCUAAUUUAGCCGAGACAGAAAAGCAGUCGCAGUCUUGCCAUCAGUCGCCCAACAUCGCUCAAAGAUUAGUGAACGGACAGCACACGGCAGAGGAGCGGCAGACCUACGGCCCUGCGGACGGGUGCCUGGCCAGCCCUGGGUCUCCUGCAGACGGGGGCGGCAUGCGCAAGAGUCCGCCGUCCAUCAAGACUUUGUCCUCCGGUAACCUGCACAACAUCCAGAGCCUCGAGCAGUACUGUGACAACCAACAGCAGUCCUCGCCCAUCACGUCGCAUAAGCCUAACACCAUCAAGAAAAUAUUCACAAGACUACGGCGCAGCAGCUCUGGCAGACAGUCUCCCCCUGGGACUCGGACGCAGGACCUGCGCCGGGGCGGCGUCCGCGCCACCGCCACCGCGCGUCUCGGCGGCACCGCCCCGCGCCCCGUCGCUGGCGCCUGGCAGGAACCAUCAGGCUCCCUGGAGACCUGGUCAAGCGCAGACUGCGUCGAGUGGAUGACGGCACUGGGGCUGUCCCAGUACACCACGGCUCUCCGCUGUUGGUUAGGUGACCCCAGCAACCACCUGAGCAGAGCCACGUCUUCCCAGCUGGACAAGCAGCUGGGAGUGCGUCAUCCCCUGCACAGGAAGAAGCUGCAGCUCGCCAUCGCGUCCAGGAUGGGCUCCUACCCCAGCCUCGCCGCCACCUCUCCCAGCGAGCGUAUCGAGGGCAGCACUGCGAGUGCGUCGUGGAUAUCGCAGUGGCUGGACGACGUAGGCUUGCCGCAGUACAAAGACGCCUUCCACGAGGCUUGUGUCGACCCUCGCGUCCUGAACGUCCUCACAUGGGAGGACCUCGCCUUCCUUAAAGUCACCAGCCUCCUGCAUGCGGUCUCCAUCAAACGCGGCAUCCAGGUGUUGCGGGAGCACAACUUUGACUCCUCUGUCUUGUUGCGGCGCUCCAAUUCCUCCCCAACCUUCAACGACAGCGCCAAUAACAACAUCAAUAAUAACAGCGGGAGUAAUGGCGUGGCGCAGGAGGUGGAGCGCUGGACUAACCACCGCGUCAUGGAGUGGCUCAAGACCGUCGACCUCUCCGAGUACGCGCCCAACCUGCGCGGCUCUGGCGUUCACGGGGCGUUGUUGGUGUACGAGGUUCGUUUCAACGCAGAGGUGCUGGCAGCGCUGCUGUCCAUCCCUGCCAGCAAGACGCUCCUACGACGACACCUCAACACACACUUCAAGGAGCUUGUGGGGCGCGACGUGGUGCACGAGAAGCGCGAGGUUGAGAACGCGCCAGGCUUCUCGCCCCUCACCACCGCCACUAAAGUCAAGCCGAGCAAGCGGUCUCAGUUCUCCCUGAAGCGGCGCAGCAGCAGCAGUAGCAGGAACGGCGGCAAAGGAAGACCUGCUCUCGAGUUCGAUGACCUUCUCUGCCCCCUCGAGGAGCGCCGCCCUCGGGCUGCCCUCAGCGCCGCCUCACAACUUGCAAAUUCUCCGGAAACUCGGUAAUGCUAACCUCCCUGCCGUUCAUUCCCGCCAUCGCUCUCUCACGACACCGCGAGCUGCUGCUGCUGCUGGUGGCUGUCCUGACCAACGAACGCUGAUGCCUUGUUCGUCGGCAGCAAACGUGUGUCCUGCUGUCUAUCUCAACUGGAUCCUCACGUAUCUCUUUUGUAUCUUCACGUAGCUUUUCUGUAUCUACACAUGAAUCUAUUGUACUUCCUUGUGAAUCUAUUGUAUCUAUGUACAUGUAACCCACAUAGCAUAGGAAGAACCCGGCAGCAGAGACAAAAUCUUGAGCUGACCGUCGCUAUGUAAGUCUAUGGUAGCGACAAGGACCGAUGGUGCGGUCGUGGCUUGCCUGGCAGUUCCGUGUUGAAGUUUUUUAAUAACUCGAUCGUAAUUUUUUAUGAAGACAACGCUGGCUCGUCGUCGCCCCACAAAACUAUUCUUUCAAUGCAUUGGCAGCUUUGAAACGAGUACAUGUGAAGUAUUAGUGAGAACUAAAUGUUGCGAAGUGUAUGACCUUCUUUUAAUAGAUUCCUCUAACUUACAAGAGACGGUGUUAAGCUUGUGCGAAUUAUUUUAAAUCGACAUGCAAUGUUUUUGCCACAAGUUUCCAUUGGCUUUGUUUCAGUGUUCAAUUCGCCUAGUCUGUGCCAGAAAAAUCUUUCUUCUCUUAUGAAUUAUUGCGAUGUUCUAAUCUCUAAAAAAUAUUUUUAAUCUAUUUAAAUUGUUGUUUUUUCUUCCACGUAACAGGCGAUCAUGUUGGAAUGUUCCGUUUCUAGCUCGUCUAAUCUUAUACAUUAUGCUUGUAAUUAAACUAUUUCUGCAUAAAACAAUAAAAAACGGUGACUUUUUGGAUAGAAUUAACGGCUAACUUUUGCUUUGAUUUAAUUGUUGGCAACUAAGUUGGUUUAAAAUCCUAUGUGAAAUAAUGUAAGACAAAACUAACAUGAAGGAAAGCCAUUCUUGUCCGCUGCACACAUAAUGUUUUAGUCACAUUUUUCCUUUUUUUGUGGUCUGCUUGUGCUGUCCAUCGGCAUUUAAAUGGUAAUGUUUAUUUCCUGUUAAAUUUAUAGCGAAAAAGGUAUAAAUAAUUAUGGGAUUUAUAACAUUUUUAAUUUGGUUGUGUGACUUAGAGUGUUUUUAGUUUGGAGGAUAGCUAGUCUUCCGAUGAUGGCGUCACGUGCAGCUUAACGGAGAUUAAUUUGUGCUAGAAUAAUUCUCGUCUGGGUUCGAAUGUCGUUUGAAAUUGGGGGAAAAAUGCGGGAAAGAAACUCGGUAUAUUAUUAUGUAUGUUAUUUUAAUAAUUUGAAAGGCAGCUUUAUAUACGUUACUUUUAAUUUGGUUGUAGGUGCGUAUUUUUUUCUUGUAAAAGAUCACUGUAUGCUGAGGUGUAUUAAUGGAUCUAUUGCGCAUUCUUGUUCCAUGUUCGCAAGCUAUGUGAACUGGAACAAGAAGUGACAACUCUCAUAGUACGAAAUCUCGAUGUUUCCAUUCACUUUGUUAUUGGCUUCUGUAAGCACGCGACAAUGUCUGCUCUCUGCUAUUCCUUAUAACGUUUGCCUUGCAAAUUACGGGAUAAAACUCAGUGAAUUCUUCCGCAAUGAAAGAAAUUAAGCACGUUAUCGGGGCCGCGUUCUGAUUACUGUACAACAGCGCGGCUACAGUCAAGCUAAGAAACUUUCCACUUCGGGUAUAUUUUGUACGACCAGACGUGAUCUUCACGGUUUUAUCUAUAUCUGUUACGGUUUAUUAUUAUAACUAAUACCUAAGAUUAUUCAUAUUUAAAAAUUUCAAGCGGACCCAAGCCAAAAUAAUUUAUUUCUAUUGUUACAUGCGUUGGUAGAUUAUUUGACGCAACGAGGCUUUAUAUAAUAGUGUAGACUAAACUAUACGAUGCUCGUAGCCUCUUGAAGUCUUAUUGCGCCGCCAUGAAGCGAAAAGCUUCAGAACUUUACGUGGUCAGCGCUUCAAUAUUUGAGACGUUAAUUUACAAAUAACCUUUUUUCUGAACAUCCACUUGAGGAUACGAGGAAUAAAUUAACACGGAAUUGUUGAAGUUUUAUCAAGAAAACACGAAAUGCGAAUUUUCGGUUUCCUUUGUCUGCUAAUUUGAUCGCUACCGAAAUCUUUUUUAACUAAUCAUCUUCAUGAGCAUUUUUAUUCUAUUUCUACUUUAUAUUGUUUAGAAGUCGAGACAUGAGUAACAAUUGUCCUUAAAUUUAUAAUUUAGGAAAUCUUCUGAAAUGAAUGAUAGUGACGAAACGCAUUCGAGUCUGAAUGAUGAGGAAGCUUAUCGUGAUCUCUAGUGCACUAAAUAUAAAUGGGCCUAAAAAAAUAUUUAAAAGUUCGUCUUGCUUUCAAAAUUUGAUGCGUUUGAGAUGUUGAAUAUUGUAUAAUGUAUACUGAAUUCCUCGUUUUUAUAUGAUGAAUCAUGUACCAAUGCGCGCGUUUUUUUAGUUGAAGAAAUCUGUACUUAUUUGCUUGUAUUUCUAUUGAAUGCGAGUUUUUUAUUGAAUUGAGGAAUGUUUCGUAUUUAUUAUUAUUUUUUAAAUUCUGGAACGUUGUCUGAUAUUCUUGUUGGACGGAACGCAACUUAAAGGAAGAUCUCUCUUCAGAAAAUUGCAUAGAAGAUUUUUCAUCGCGAGAGAAAAUGAUCAACGGAGGUUGUUUCUGCAGGAAUUAUUUUCAUGUCUGUUGCUGACCAAACUUCGUUCUUGUCUGCACGAAGUUUCUUGGGCCGUCUAGUUUAACUUGUAUUCGCGCUAUAUAUAGUUUCAUCGCCUAAAACUGAGCUAACUUGUAAUUUUAUAUUGUGUGACUAAAGUUGUUAAUCUACGUU
Messenger RNA from Hyalella azteca, 9370 nucleotides. RefSeq names its product liprin-beta-1 (gene Liprin-beta). Gene Ontology annotation, molecular function: protein binding. The coding region runs from base 580 to 6531 and encodes 1983 amino acids. The record is from RefSeq and is a predicted model, not a curated record. Gene Ontology annotation, biological process: neuromuscular junction development. Lineage: Eukaryota; Metazoa; Arthropoda; Malacostraca; Amphipoda; Hyalellidae. Gene Ontology annotation, cellular component: presynaptic active zone. The transcript is spliced from 19 exons.